This is a messenger RNA of Calliphora vicina (urban bluebottle blowfly), 630 nucleotides long. RefSeq names its product cuticle protein LPCP-23-like. The transcript has a single exon. Bases 1 to 630 code for a protein of 209 amino acids. The record is from RefSeq and is a predicted model, not a curated record. Lineage: Eukaryota; Metazoa; Arthropoda; Insecta; Diptera; Calliphoridae.
AUGGCUUUCAAAUUCGUUACUUUCUGCGCUUUAUUGGCUGCCGCUAAUGCUGGUUUUGUAUCACCUGUAACAUAUGCCGCUGCUCCAGAGGUAAAAUAUGUUAAUCCUGCCGUAGAUGCUGUAGCCUCCACCCAGCAAAAUGUGGUAAGAUCUUUUGGCGGUACUGUUUCAUCAUACUCCAAAUCAGUGGAUACCCCCUACUCCAGUGUCCGUAAAAUGGAUACACGUAUCAAUAAUAAUGUUUAUACACCAGCUGUUGCGAAGACUGUCACCUAUGCAGCUCCUAGUGUAACUUAUGCCGCUCCAGCUGUUACCAAAACUGUUGUAACUCCCACAGUUUACAGCCAUGUUGCUCCCACAGUUUAUACUCAUGCCGCUCCUGCUGUUACUAAAACCGUCUACUCUCAUGAAUCUCCUUUGGUAUACUCUCAACCUGCUGUCACUAAAACGGUUUCAUACUCCGCACCUACAGCUUCGACCUCAUACAACCAUGGACCUGCUGCUACCACUUAUACCCACAAUGCUCCCGGAGUUUCUGGUUAUGGUACCAGCCAAACCAUUCAUUACUCUCCCGCUGAAAUGGUCUCUCACAUGAGUUUCGAUGGUUUUGGUACUCAUUGGGGAUUCUAA